Trachymyrmex cornetzi is the source of this 1821-nucleotide messenger RNA. RefSeq names its product protein Wnt-1. Gene Ontology annotation, molecular function: cytokine activity; frizzled binding. The transcript is spliced from 7 exons. Gene Ontology annotation, biological process: cell fate commitment; neuron differentiation; multicellular organism development. The coding region runs from base 495 to 1640 and encodes 381 amino acids. The record is from RefSeq and is a predicted model, not a curated record. Gene Ontology annotation, cellular component: extracellular region. NCBI's taxonomy places the organism in Eukaryota, Metazoa, Arthropoda, Insecta, Hymenoptera, Formicidae.
CAUUCGAAUCGGUCGCGCGUCGUCGGAAACAUGUAAGACGAGACGAGGGACCGAAGCUGGAGAACUUUCGUCCGUCUUUCGAACACAGAGGCAGAGCGCGAGAAAAGGUGACGCGGCGGGUACCGCGGAGUGUCGAUCCGCUCCGGUCGCGCGCUCCGAAAUCGCUUGGUCCUGGACACGCUCCGUCUCUCUCUUUCGCGCGCGAUCUUCGGCGAUCGGAGAUCUCACAGCCCGACGUUUCGCACGCCGAUAUAUCGCUCGCGUUCGCGGAAAGAACGAUGCGAAACACGGACCGUCGUCGGCGGCGCAUGUAAGAAUGCGAGGCUAAGAAGGCAGCACGAACGGCCUACGUAAUCUCUUCUCUCCUUCGCGCUUACCACGAGAAGAUUCUACUUCAGGAAUUCGGCGGUCAAGUUAAUAGAGAGAAAGAGAGAGAGAGAGAGAGAGAAAGAAAGUCCACACGGGAUCGCCGCACGCAACAACUUACGCUCGUCAUGUCAAUGAGCUACCUGCUCGUGUCUUUGCUGAUCGUCGCGUGGCAAAGCGGCGCGCAAGCCAACUGGUGGUACUUGGGGCUGGAGCCGAGGCUGACAUCCGGCCCGAUCCAAGGGAGCGGCGUCGACUCGCAGACGCAGAUCGCCGGCGCGGGUGUGAUCGGUCCGGCGAGCGCCGAAAAGAACUGUAAGAACGCGCACCUGACCACCAAGCAGCAGGCAAUAUGCUCCCGCUCGCCACCCGUCCUGCAGGCAGUUAGAGCGGGCGCUAGACUCGCCAUAGAGGAAUGUCAGCACCAGUUUAGAUCAGCGAGAUGGAACUGUUCCGUCAGCCCGGAAAAUCCCGAGAACGUGUUUGGCGGCGUCAUGUUAGUCAAUAGCCGAGAGGCCGCGUUCAUAUACGCCGUAUCAGCAGCUGGAGUCGCUUACAGUGUCACGAGAGCUUGUUCCAGAGGCGAGCUUACCGAUUGCUCCUGCGACAAUCGUGUGAGAGCGCGACGUCCGAACAAUUGGCAGUGGGGAGGAUGCAGCGAAGAUAUACACUUCGGGGAAAAGUUUUCACGGGAAUGGUCCGAGAGCGGGGAGGAACCGUUGAAGGAGGGUGCUCUGCACGGGCCUAAAGGGUUGGCUGGCCAGCUGAUGAGGAAACAUGAUACCGAGGCCGGUAGACGCGCCAUUCGCUCCAGGAUGCAGCGCGUUUGCAAAUGUCACGGCAUGUCUGGCUCGUGCAGCGUUCGUGUGUGUUGGAGAAGACUACCAUCGUUCCGAGUGGCCGGUGUCGCCUUGGCGGCUUUACAUGAGGGUGCCGCUCUGGUGCGAUUGGCGCAACGCGGCGGUAGAAGACCGGCCAGGCUAAGACCGGCACGUCCCGAUCUUAAACGGCCGAACAAAACGGAUCUGGUUUAUCUCGAGGACAGCCCCGAUUACUGCGAAAGGAAUCUCACGCUCGGCAUUCCUGGUACGCGAGGAAGAGUGUGCAAUCGGACGUCCCUCGGUCUCGACGGAUGCCGGCUGCUGUGCUGCGGUCGGGGCUACCAGACGCGAGUGCGGGAUGUCACCGAGAAAUGCAAGUGCCGAUUCGUCUGGUGCUGUCAUGUCAAGUGCGAGAUGUGCCGGCACACGCGGGAGGAGCACGUGUGCAACUAAACGACAGAUGCAUUCCGUGGUCCGGCCUAUCUGCAAGAACGCGCUCACAUCGUUCUUUAUAUUCCGAUUAAUUAUUCGUUGCUACUUCGUGUUAUAUAUCCGUAAUUGACGUCGUGAGAGGCUACACGACACGUUUACAUCUCGAUAUGGUUUCUACCUGACAGUCACAUAAGCGUCAUCC